Molecule: messenger RNA, 825 nt
Organism: Mangifera indica (mango)
Lineage: Eukaryota; Viridiplantae; Streptophyta; Magnoliopsida; Sapindales; Anacardiaceae
Exons: 2
Coding region: 132-521 (129 amino acids)
Source: RefSeq, a predicted model, not a curated record
UAUCCAACUUCUUAGCAGCGUCUGAAAAUUCCAUCGAGCCCACGUCAAUCUCCCUAUAUUUAUAACUUCAUUUCAUUCCUUAUUUUUACCAUCAAACUAUAAUUGUCAAGCCAAUUGUUAGUAAACUAAACAUGGGAACAAACAGCUGGUCUUUGCUCAGCCGCCUGAAAAUGGCCGUUAAGAAGGUGAAAGUAUUGUUGAACUUCAACUUAAAUCGAUGGCGUAUUGCUUCGAUGAUCGGUGCUUCUUCAAGCAACCGUUUGUUCAGCUUUAACGACCAUCCGGGCUUGAGGGCAUGCACCGUAGACGAUAUGGAGUCGUCGUGGGACGAGACGAGUUCAAUUUCGAGGUCAGGAUCCCUUCACAGAACGAUAAGUUACCCUUCGGAUCAGGAUGUUAUUGACAAGAGAGCUGAGAUGUUUAUUGCUAAUUUUCAUAAACAGCUUCAGAUUGAGAGACAGAUCUCUUUGGAGCUUCGUUACUGUAGAGGAAAUAGCUUUGGAUCUUCUGUUUCUCCUUGAGGGUUGGAGUAGAGUUUCUGUGAAGAAGCCUAUAUUUUUUUUCUGAGAGGUUUUCUAUUACAGAUUUAAUUAAUUGUACAAAGUUUUUUAUUUUUGAAUUUUCAAAUGAUUUUCUAUAUUGGAAUGUGAUUUUUUGUAUUUUAAUUAUUUUAUCUUGUGUUGGAUUGUAUUUGAAUUUUCCUUCGUUUGUUUGUUUAUUCUUUGAUUUAUUUGUAUAAUGUAAAUAAUGAAAAUAUUUAAUUGUUAUUUAUAGCGUUACAUAAUGUGACAAUUAGUGCAUAAUGUAAGGAAUAUUUUUAUUAAA